UUCGUUUCAAGCAUUGACUCAUUAAACUACUUCUGACUUGGAAAGUAACAGUACCUUGUCAGCCAUCACCGAGUUCACCCCAGCGGCGUCCAGCUCGAUUGGGUUGAACACUGAGGGCAGGACCGAGUGGAUGCAGGUUUGAACAGUUACCGGUAGAUCUAAUAUCCCCCUCGUCUUGCCUCGGAGCGCAAUAAUAUAUCGUUACUAUCCUAAUGGACAUAAACGCGCUUCUCGACCGCAUCCACAACUUCAUCAUACCGUUAGUGCGAGGGAGGGACCACGUCUGUGAUUGCACCUGCGGAAGGCAUCAAGCCUAUCAUGUCAUUCCAUAUAAUGGGGCUGAGGAGAUGGUGGAUUCCAGAGAAAACGACUUUGUAAGUGACAUCAUGACCCAGCAGGAGAUGGACGUGAUAAGUGGACUGCUGUUGGGCCUCUGCAUCGGCUGGUUCUUGUUGUGGCUGGAUGGUGUUUGGCACUCGGGGCUCAUAUACUGGAGGGCAAACCGAAUGAACGGCAGGUACUUCCAAAACACAAAGGACUCCAGGGGGGAUAUAGUGCACCAUGAUGUUAAUGACACUUAAAACAUAAAAUGUGCAUUAAAUUCAACAGUUGCUGUGUGCUGUUU
Molecule: messenger RNA, 625 nt
Organism: Seriola aureovittata
Lineage: Eukaryota; Metazoa; Chordata; Actinopteri; Carangiformes; Carangidae
Product: transmembrane protein 240-like
Exons: 4
Coding region: 213-581 (122 amino acids)
Source: RefSeq, a predicted model, not a curated record